Cephus cinctus (wheat stem sawfly) is the source of this 469-nucleotide messenger RNA. RefSeq names its product 40S ribosomal protein S28. Gene Ontology annotation, molecular function: structural constituent of ribosome. Bases 81 to 278 code for a protein of 65 amino acids. Gene Ontology annotation, biological process: ribosomal small subunit assembly; maturation of SSU-rRNA; translation. The transcript has a single exon. Gene Ontology annotation, cellular component: ribosome; cytosolic small ribosomal subunit. The record is from RefSeq and is a predicted model, not a curated record. Lineage: Eukaryota; Metazoa; Arthropoda; Insecta; Hymenoptera; Cephidae.
CACGCGUGGACAUUCUUUCGUUUCCUGAAAGCUUCCUUUUGCUGUUGGAUCGAAGCGUGUUUGAAGCCACGUGAAAAGUCAUGGACAAACCUGUCGUCCUAGCUCGUGUAAUCAAGGUUCUGGGCCGUACUGGGUCACAGGGACAAUGUACACAAGUCAAAGUCGAGUUCCUGGGUGAGCAAAAUCGACAAAUCAUCAGAAACGUCAAGGGUCCAGUCCGGGAAGGCGACCUCCUAACCCUCCUCGAGUCUGAGCGCGAAGCAAGAAGACUACGGUAGACCAGCAUUUACAUUUUCCACAAGACAACCAAAAUCGGUCACCAGCAGCGGGUAUCUAGAACUUCCUGGAAUAUGAAGACGACCUGAACCAUGAGUAAAGGACCACGAGGAUAAUGACUAGCUUCAACAUGAAUCUGUUCUGUACACAAGAUUCCUCACUACCGCAAUAAAUCCUUGCUGGUAACCACAAA